Neurospora crassa OR74A is the source of this 1232-nucleotide messenger RNA. Its product is annotated as Rpr2 domain-containing protein. The coding region runs from base 121 to 924 and encodes 267 amino acids. The record is from RefSeq and is a predicted model, not a curated record. NCBI's taxonomy places the organism in Eukaryota, Fungi, Ascomycota, Sordariomycetes, Sordariales, Sordariaceae. Gene Ontology annotation, cellular component: nucleolar ribonuclease P complex. Gene Ontology annotation, biological process: tRNA processing. The transcript has 2 exons.
CAAAGAACAAACGCUCUUCCACAAACCGUGGAUGGACAAAAGCAGCACUCAAUAAUAUCAGCCAAAAAAAUAAUACCCCAACACAAGAACAAUAGAAAACGAGACACAAGACUAGCAAAAAUGGCCAAAGGCGGCGGUAAAAACAACGGCGGGGUCCAAAACAGGGCAAUCUACUCCCGCGUCUCCUUCCUCCAGCAAGCCGCCGUUUUUCUAUCCCGGCAGUCUCAGUCACAACACCAGCAACAACAACAACAACAACAACACCAAUCACUCCCGUCUUCCACAUCCUCAGCCUUGGCUCCCCUUGUUCCACCACCAACGUCACUAGAAGGCAUGUCCCGUCGUCUAGCCACCGACCUCCGCUCCGUGUCCCUCAAGACCCGGAUCCGUCUCAGUCCUGCCGUCAAGCGGACCAUCUGCAAGUACUGCGACUCGGUUCUUAUUGACGGGUCAACAUGCACAACGGUCAUUGAGAACAGGAGCAAGGGCGGGCGCAAGCCGUGGGCGGAUGUCUUGGUAAGGAGGUGUCAUGCGUGCAAGAAGGAGAGGAGGUAUCCAAUUGAGGCGAAGAGGACGAAGCGGAAGACGGAACGCGGGAUAACGGGAGAAGACGCGGCUGGUGGGGAUGCCAUGGAAGUCGAUGGCCCUCCUGUUGCCGGAAAGGGGAAGGGGCAGAAGCAACAGGGCCAUAAGCAGAAGCAGAAACAGCCGCAGGGUCAGACGGAGGUGGAACACGACAAGCAUCAUGCUCGAGUUGGUCAGCCAGAUGUGUGGGAAAAGCGCCGACGAGGCUGCAUGUCCCUCUUCAUUGAACACGCCGAGGCCAGGAGAAUAGUUGAAGAGCCUAGCCAAGGUGAGGAUCUUGGUUACGUCGACUCGGGUCAGGUCCGAGGACAUGGCCUGUCGGAGAAAGUCUGGUGGUAACAUACCGAUCGUAACCAGUUCCGGGACCUACCCCGAGGUCUCGCGAGUAGCAAGCCGUCUUCUACGGCGGGGUGGAUUUUUACGAUCCAGGGUCACGACAAGGGAGUGUAUCCGCUUCAACAUCUCCAGACUGGCUAGUAGCGAAGGACAACUGAGGACGUUCUAGCACCUACAAACCUUCUAGCCCGAAUUGGAGGAAAUCGCAAGAACACUGGUAGAAGCCGUGCUGCCGUGUUAGUCAGACGAACCAAAUCAAAACCAUAUCAGGAAGCCGGCCCUUCACACAUAUCUACAACCUCCAGUGACUA